Cuscuta campestris is the source of this 1116-nucleotide messenger RNA. Lineage: Eukaryota; Viridiplantae; Streptophyta; Magnoliopsida; Solanales; Convolvulaceae. The record is from the annotation of a GenBank genome assembly.
AGUACUUAGCAAGAAGCCUUUUUUUCCUACACCCAUCCAUUUAAUUUCUCCAAUCUUCUACACCUACCAUAUAUAUCCACCACGCCAUCAUUCAACAGAGAUGGAUUCAAGCCCAGGCGUUACGCAGCAGAAAAUUAGCAUACCAAACAAGGACAAUGACAAACUUGUGGGUGUGCUGCAUAACACUGGAUCUCCGGAUAUCGUGGUGCUGUGCCAUGGUUACGGGUGCACUAAGGAGAACGAAAUAAUUGUUAACUUAGCUUCUGCAUUGGCAAAAGAAGGAAUAAGUGCAUUUCGCUUUGACUUUGCGGGAGUUGGGGAAAGCGAGGGCACGUUUAAGUAUUGCCGCUUCCAGGGAGAGGCUGAAGAUUUGCAUUCUGUGGUGGAAUACUUCACUGCGCAAAAGCUCAAAGUAGCUGCCAUUGUUGGACAUAGCAAAGGAGGCGAUGUCGCACUGCUAUAUGCUUCAAAGGAUCAGUACGUUCAUACCGUGGUCAAUGUCUCGGCUCGCUACGAUGUGCAUAGAGGCUUUGAUGUGUUUUUUGGAAAAGACUACAUGCAAAGACUCAAGACCGACGGAUUUAUACGUGUCGUUGACAAGGAUGGAGUCGAACACCGUGUUACCGAAGAAGAAAUGAUGGAUCAGCUAAGCACAGACAUGCAUGAAGCAUGUGCCCAGCUUGACAAAUCAUGCAGGGUACUGACCAUUCAUGGAUCGAAAGACGAGAUCAAUCCGGUUGAAGAUGCUUUAGAGUUUGACAAGGUCAUACCAAACCAUAAGUUGCACAUAAUUGAAGGAGCUGACCAUUUUUACAAAUCACAUCAGACUGAACUGGUUUCCAUUGCCAUCUCCUUCAUAAUGGAAGGUUUGAAGUAGAACUCAAAGCGCUCUGUUACGUCCGAAAAUCGUGAAUAUAUUCCUAAUAGCGUUUGCGGUUGCGUUCGACGAAGAUUACCAUGCAAUGCCUCUUUUAUGUAUAUAUAUAUGGAGCAAUAAAAAAGGACAUGAUGAUCAUCACGUUUAAAUUCAAGAGAUCAAAGACUCUUUAAAUUUCAUAAGAAGUGUUAUGUGAUCAAAAUAAGUACCUUAGCAUAAAAUAAACAACGAGGUUGUUG